Messenger RNA from Aspergillus niger, 162 nucleotides. RefSeq lists its product as hypothetical. Lineage: Eukaryota; Fungi; Ascomycota; Eurotiomycetes; Eurotiales; Aspergillaceae. The transcript is spliced from 2 exons. The record is from RefSeq and is a predicted model, not a curated record. The coding region runs from base 1 to 162 and encodes 53 amino acids.
AUGUUGCGCGUCGCAUGCAUGAGCUCGACUUCCAAGGAGGACGCACAGACUACUAUGCGCUUAUCACGGACUCCGAGCCAUUCGGGGCUGUUGCCUGGCGCUGGCGCUGGUAAUAUAUCCCUGGGGACCUUGGAGUCUGCUGGUAGGGCAACUAGCGGAUAG